This is a messenger RNA of Mesitornis unicolor (brown roatelo), 954 nucleotides long. It is a transcript of the gene PAQR7, whose product is annotated as progestin and adipoQ receptor family member VII. Gene Ontology annotation, cellular component: plasma membrane. The record is from RefSeq and is a predicted model, not a curated record. The transcript has 2 exons. Lineage: Eukaryota; Metazoa; Chordata; Aves; Mesitornithiformes; Mesitornithidae. Bases 1 to 954 code for a protein of 317 amino acids. Gene Ontology annotation, biological process: response to steroid hormone. Gene Ontology annotation, molecular function: steroid binding; nuclear steroid receptor activity.
AUGGCAACGGUCAUCACCGAGAAGCUGAGCCGGCUCCUCUUCAACGUGCGGCAGGGCCCUCAGCUGCUCGCCCCCCUCUCACCCUCCAACGCCACGCAGCUCUUCCAGCAGCACAACGAGGCCAUCAACGUCUGGACCCACCUGGUGGCAGCGCUGAUCCUGCUGCUGCGCUUCCAGCAGCUCUCGCAGCGGGUGGAUUUCGGGCAGGACCUGCACGCCCAGCCCCUCCUCAUCAUCAUCGCGGCAUCCAUCACCUACCUGACCUUCAGCACCCUGGCUCACCUCCUGCAGGCCAAAUCCGAGUUCUGGCACUACAGCUUCUUCUUCAUGGACUACGUGGGGGUCGCCAUUUACCAGUACGGCAGUGCCCUGUGCCACUACUACUACGCCAUCGAGCCGAGCUGGCACGAGAAGAUCAAGGGGUUUUACGUGCCGGCGGCCGUCCUCUUGGCCUGGCUGUCCUGCGCCGGUUCCUGCUACGCCAAAUACCAGUACCACCAGUCCGCUGGCCUCCUGAGCCGGCUGUGCCAGGAGCUGCCCUCAGGCCUGGCGUACAUGCUGGACAUCAGCCCCGUGGUCCAUCGCAUCUACACCGCGCCGCCCUCGCAGCAGAGCGACCCGGCCCUUCUGUAUCACAAAUGCCAGGUGCUGUUUUUCCUCAUCGGCGCCUUUUUCUUCUCACACCCUUACCCCGAGAAGUGGUUCCCUGGCAAAUGUCACUUUUUCGGGCAGAGCCACCAGAUUUUUCACGUGUGCCUGGUGCUGUGCACGCUGGCGCAGAUCGAGGCGGUGGUGUUGGACUACGAGUCCAGGCGCCACAUCUAUUCCGCUCUGCAGGGUGAUUUGGCGCACAACUUCUCUGCCCUGUGCCUCUUCACCGUGACCUGCUCUGUCCUCACAGCCGCUUACAUGGCCAGGAAGGUGAAAACCAAGCUGAGCUUCAAAGACGAGUGA